AUGAGGAUGAACGGCUUGCAGUGCUGCCUGGCCUUGCUGGGUCUGUCUCUGAUCGUGUGCAUCCAGAACGCUGCCUCCCAGCCCGACCUGGACCUGGACCUGGAUCUGGACCUGCGUCAGCGCAGGCUACUCCAGAGAGCACGGGCAGCUGGCAUUGCAUCACAGGAGUGGAGUAAGCGAGCUGUGGAGGAUCUGAUAGCCCAGCUGUCUUUGCCUGAAGCAGGAGCCCAGGAAACCGAAGUUUCUACGGCUGGAGCAAAGGAAGACUUGCGCAUGGAGCUGGAGCGUUCCUUGGACAACCCUAAAGAACUUCCCCCGCGAGAGCGCAAAGCAGGCUGCAAGAACUUCUACUGGAAGGGCUUCACUUCCUGCUGA
Molecule: messenger RNA, 375 nt
Organism: Chanos chanos (milkfish)
Lineage: Eukaryota; Metazoa; Chordata; Actinopteri; Gonorynchiformes; Chanidae
Gene: sst1.2
Product: somatostatin 1, tandem duplicate 2
Exons: 2
Coding region: 1-375 (124 amino acids)
Biological process (GO): regulation of cell migration
Cellular component (GO): extracellular region
Molecular function (GO): hormone activity
Source: RefSeq, a predicted model, not a curated record